AUGGCACGGCACUCAAUUCCCAUAUCAGACGCUGGACAAAAAGGAGGCAUCGCUGGCGGCACAGUCGGCGCCGUCUUGAUAGUGGCCGUCCUGACACUGUUCUGCUACAGGCGUGCACGGCGGAGGAUACGGAAUAGAAGGGGCUCCCUGAGCCUGUCCGACUCGAGCUCCACGCCGGAUGCCGCGGAGCGUGGCAUGGUCGCCCACGGGGGCCUGUUCGGCUCAGAGGACAAGACCGCCAGUGCCGCCGAGAGCUUCGCAACCGACGAACCACAACUACCAGACCCGGCAGCCGUCGAGGCCACGCCAGGGGACCGCACAUCCGAGCAAGUGCCGAUUUGCUUCCGGCCGUCCCGGCGCCUAGUCAGCCGGUACCCGAGCCUCCCGGUGACACCCACGGCCAGCAUCCGGCUGUCGGAUUACCUCAACCCGGUCAUCCGCGACACGGUCCUGCUGCCGCGGCCCCUGAGGCGCGCGGGCAGGGUGGCGAGCCUGGCACGGAGCCGACCCUGGCAGGCGGGGGCCCGCAAGCAGCAGCCGGCCGCCGGCAGCGGGGGAAGCAGGAGCAGGCGCACGACGGUGACCACCAGCAGCGUGUACAGCUCCGACGCCACGUUCGACUUUGCCGAGUACGUGACGAUCGGGGCGCGGACGUCACGGGGCACGACGCAGCGCGCCAGCGGGACGACGGACGCGUCGGGGCUGCGUAGCACGCUGGCGAACUUCCCUCGGCCGCCGCCCUACACGUUUUCCAGGGGGGACGGGCAGGGCCUGGGGACGAGCUGGGGGGAGAGCUUCGUAUUUUCGACGCCUGAGGACGAGGUGCUGCUGGCGUUUCCCAAGCUAGCUCGUCAGAUAGGAGAUGAGCUCAACUAG
Diaporthe citri is the source of this 876-nucleotide messenger RNA. RefSeq lists its product as uncharacterized. The coding region runs from base 1 to 876 and encodes 291 amino acids. The record is from RefSeq and is a predicted model, not a curated record. The transcript has a single exon. Lineage: Eukaryota; Fungi; Ascomycota; Sordariomycetes; Diaporthales; Diaporthaceae.